CCAAUUCUGGUCAGUACCGCCUACCAACCACCAACCCGGAAAACACAAACAGGCGAUAUAAAACGAAAAUUUAAGACCCUAAACAGUUUACCUCCUGACUGAAGUCUCCCUUACCCUCCGCCCGCAAGGAGUGAAGUAGCUGCUCAAUCAUUCAACAAGAUGACGGAAGUCUCAAUCAUCCGCAUCCCACCUCACCACUACAUCCAUGUGCUGGACCAGAACACCAAUAUCGCCCGUGUGGAGGUUGGGCCGCUUACCUACAUCAGACAGGACAAUGAAAGAGUGCUGUUCUCCCCUGUGCGUAUGAUCAUGGUCCCCCCUCGCCACUACUGCGUAGUGCUGAACCCAGUGACACGUGACGACAAUGGACAAGUUCAGUUUGACCAAUCGGGACAGGCCAAGCUCCGCCACGCCGACUUAGAGAUACGACUCACUCAGGAACCUUUCCCCCUCUACCCCGGAGAGGAGAUCCAGCAGCACGUAACAGUGCUGCAGAUCGUCUACCCAGACACCGCUUUACGUCUGCAGGCUUUGCUGGACUUUGAGGAGGAAGGAGGGGAGAAGAGAGUGGCUGGAGAUGAAUGGCUGUUUGAGGGGCCAGGGACCUACAUCCCUAGGAAGGAGGUGUCUGUGUUGGAGACCAUUAAAGCCACAGUGAUCAGGGAGAACCAGGCUAUCCGCCUCCGUGCGCGUAAGGAGGGAGUGGACAGGAGCGGAGUCCACAGGGUCACUGGUGAGGAGUGGCAAGUGAGCAAGGUGGGGGCAUAUCUCCCAGGGGCCCAUGAGGAGGUCCUGGACAUUGUCAAUGCUUUCAUCCUCACAGAUAAGAAAGCGCUUCAUGUGCGGGCUGUACGGCCAUUCCGUGAUGCCGGUGGGCGGGAUCGUCGCACAGGUGAGGAGUGGCUGGUAACCGUGGCAGAGCGGGAGGCACACAUCCCGUCGGUUUCAGAGGAAGUGGUGGGAGUGGUGAACGUGACCACACUGAGCAGCCGCCAGUACUGUGUGAUCCUGGAUCCGGUCGGAGUGGAUGGCAAACCGCAGCUCGGCCAGAAGAGGGUCAUCAAGGGUGAGCGUUCGUUCUUCCUGCAACCGGGGGAGCAUUUGGAGGCAGGCAUCCAGGAUGUCUAUGUUCUCUCUGAGGAGGAGGGCUUGGUACUGAGGGCUGUGGAGGCCUUCAAUGAUACCUAUGAGCAUGAGGAGGAGGAGUAUGAGGAGGAAUCGGAGAGGGCCAAGCGCUCCCGGAAGGUUGGAGUCCUACGUCGUCCUGGUGACCGCUGGAUGCUGCGCGGACCAAUUGAAUAUGUCCCCCCAGCCACCGUGGAAGUGGUUCUACGGCGACAGGCCAUUCCACUGGAUGAGAACGAGGGGAUCUAUGUCCGGGACAUCAAGACCGGAAAGGUCCGGGCUGUGAUUGGCCACACCUACAUGCUGACGCAGGAUGAGGAGCUGUGGGCCAAGAACCUGCCCAUGAAUGUCGAGGCCCUCCUGGCCUCCACCAAGGACCCCCUGGCUGACCGCUCGGACCACAGCAGGGAGGUGGAGGCAAGGGAACGGGACAAGACCAAGGUGGUUUCUUACAGGGUGCCCCACAAUGCUGCUUUGCAGGUCUACGACUACAGGGAGAAGAAGGCCAGGGUGGUGUUUGGACCAGAGAUGGUAAUGUUGGGUCCUGAUGAGCAGUUCACUGUGCUGUCCCUGUCAGGGGACAAGCCCAAGAGGGCCAAUGUCAUCAAGGCCGUGUGUCUACUACUGGGGCCCGACUUCUUCACUGACAUCAUCACCAUUGAGACCGCUGACCACGCACGCCUUCAGCUCCAACUCUCCUAUAACUGGCACUUUGACCUGAAAUCUCCUGCCGAUGCAGCACAAGCCACAGCUCUGUUUUCAGUGCCCGACUUUGUGGGGGACGCCUGUAAAGCGAUUGCCUCUCGUGUCAGAGGAGCUGUUGCCUCUGUGCAGUUCGAUGACUUCCACAAGAACUCCAACCGGAUCAUCUGCUCGUCUGUGUUCGGCUUCGACGAGAAGAUGGCAGUGCGCUCUAACCUGCGCUUCCCACAGAACAGCCUGGUGAUCAGCAGUGUGGACAUCCAGUCCGUGGAGCCAGUAGACCAGAGGACCAGGGACGCCCUGCAGAAGAGUGUACAGCUGGCCAUUGAGAUCACCACCAACUCUCAGGAGGCCGCUGCACGCCAUGAGGCAGAGCGUCUGGAGCAGGAGGCGCGUGGUCGUCUGGAGAGACAGAAGAUCACAGACCAGGCAGAGGCCGAGCGUACCAGAAAAGAGCUUCUGGAACUGGAGGCCCUUAGCGCGGCGGUGGAGAGCACAGGGGCAGCGAAGGCCGAGGCCCAGUCCAGAGCAGAGGCAGCCCGUAUCCAUGGAGAGGCAGCUGUCAAUGAGGCUAAACUGAAGUCUGAGGCCCAGAGGAUCGAGGCUGAGAGUGAGCUGGCCCGCCUGUCCAAGGCCCGCGAACAGGAACUUAACUAUAAGGCUGAGAUGGAUCGUUUGGAAGUGGAGAAGCAGCAGAAAUUGGCUGAGAUCGAGAGCAACCGCUUUAAGGAGCUGGUGAACAGCAUUGGCGCUGACACCCUGAAGGAAAUGGCCAGAGCCGGCCCAGAGCUGCAGGUCAAGCUGCUACAGUCUCUUGGUUUGAAGUCCACUCUGAUCACAGACGGCUCUUCUCCCAUCAACCUCUUUAGUACGGCCAGCGGCCUGCUGGGGGCUCUAUCUCAGGGUCAGGGUCAGGGCCAGUGAGAGGAGGAAAGAGGAAGCCAACUGGAAGAAAAUAAAUGUGCCUGGGGAAAAUACAUUUCUUAUUGUCCCUAAAGCUUUUCAAGCCUUAAUACUUCCAGAUAUAUUUGUUUUGUUUCUGCACUUUGAAGGGUUUGAAAACCCCCCAAAAAACCAAAAAGUUUGGGAAUUUUUUUCAAUUUGUUUUCUAUUCAUGAGGUUUAUGCAAAUGCAUUUAAUUUGUCGGUCCAUUUAUCAAUCUUGGAUUUUCCUGACAGCAUUAUGCCUUGUCAUCACUUCAGCUUAUAGCCACGGUCUGUCGACCAACAUUGACUGGAUAGUGGGUCUUUAAUCAAUUAAGAAAACAUACUUUAUAUUUCAUGUAACCAACGGUUGUCAGUUUGCCUUGUGUUACUUAUACAGUAUUGCUUAAUAAAAAGAACAUUCAGCUACAUGCUGUGCCUUGA
Molecule: messenger RNA, 3194 nt
Organism: Esox lucius (northern pike)
Lineage: Eukaryota; Metazoa; Chordata; Actinopteri; Esociformes; Esocidae
Gene: mvp
Product: major vault protein
Exons: 17
Coding region: 160-2751 (863 amino acids)
Cellular component (GO): nucleus; cytoplasm
Molecular function (GO): protein binding
Source: RefSeq, a predicted model, not a curated record